CUCCGCGACGGACGUGCCCCGUUUUCUUUUUACCGCGUUUUUCGUUUCCCUUUCGUUCUUUCCGUUUAUGAUUUGAGCCAAAAUGUCGAAGGGCGAUAGUGAACAGCAGAACGGGUCGGGCGAGGAGUCCAAGACCAACCUGAUCAUCAACUACCUGCCGCAGAGCAUGACACAGGAGGAGAUCCGCAGCCUGUUCUCGAGCAUCGGCGAGGUGGAGUCCUGCAAACUGAUACGCAAUAAGGGCGCCGCCUUCCCCGAUGCGCUCAACCACGCGUUGCACGGCGGCGGACAAAGCCUCGGCUACGCCUUCGUUAACUACCACCGGCCCGAGGAUGCUGAGAAGGCUAUCAACACGCUGAAUGGGCUGCGGCUGCAGAACAAAACCAUAAAGGUGUCCUACGCCCGCCCGAGCAGCGAGGCCAUCAAGGGCGCCAACCUGUACGUGUCCGGCCUGCCCAAGACGAUGACGCAGUCGGAGCUGGAGCGGCUGUUCAGCCCUUACGGACGCAUCAUCACGUCGAGGAUCCUGUGCGAAAACUCCGGCGGGCGGCCCUUCACCGGUGGCGAGCAAGGCCUCUCCAAAGGCGUUGGCUUCAUCCGCUUCGACCAGCGUGUAGAGGCAGAGCGCGCCAUCCAGGAGCUAAACGGGACGGUGCCGAAGGGCGCUUCGGAGCCGAUUACCGUCAAGUUCGCCAACAACCCCAGUAAUAACGGUAAGGCAUUGGCGCCAUUAGCCGCGUACCUGCCGGCCGCCCUGCGCUUCCCUGCGCCACUCGGUCGCUUCAGCUCGGGCAAGUCCCUGCUUGCCAUCAACAAGGGCCUCCAGCGCUACAGUCCGCUGGCCGGCGAGCUGUUGGGCGGAGUGUUGCCCGGCGCCGUCGGCUCCGAGUGGUGCAUCUUUGUCUACAACCUGGCACCCGAGACCGAGGAGAACGUGCUCUGGCAGCUGUUUGGCCCGUUCGGCGCCGUGCAGAGCGUGAAGGUUAUUCGCGACUUGCAGACCAACAAGUGCAAGGGCUACGGCUUCAUCACCAUGACCAACUACGACGAGGCGGUCGUCGCGAUACAGUCGCUCAACGGGUACACGCUCGGCAACAGAGUGCUGCAGGUCAGCUUCAAGACCAACAAGAUAAAGACGAUCUAAGCGGUCGUCCGCUCUCGGCCUAGCCGGGCGCUAGGACGGCACGGCAGGCGCGCACCCAUACACCCGCAUCACCCGCCGGGACCCCCUGCCCCGGACGACGCCCGGGACCCCGUUAACAUAAGUAUUGAGUAGAUAAUGUAUCGAGUAGAUGUAACAGGCCCUUUGUCCAGCGCCACCGCCCCGCUGCCCCUCCGCCCCGCCGCCGCGCGCGCGAAUUGGGUUAAGUGUUUCAGGAAAUCAAAAUGGCGGAAUGGAGCGGCGCCGCGCGCAUCCGGCAACAUGGCGGACGUUGAAUGAAGGGCCGCGGCCUGCGAUGUGGCCGAUGUGGACGUGCGCAGGUACCAGAUGCGAGGCAUCGGAGGGCGCCGCGCCGCUCGCCGGGACCACGGCGCCCGACACGCUCGGCAACUCGUCAGCUCGGCAUACGUCGUCAAUACAUGACAAUCGACUUCGCUUAUGAAAGGUUGUGGUUAACGAGAAAAUAGGUUUUUGGAUAUUAAGAAAUAAUAAUUAGCAAUAAUAGCCGUAAAGCUAUCCAUUUAGACGUUCAUAUCGCAAUGUCGGCCGCGACCGGCGCCGCCGACCGCACUCCGCCGAAAGCACUCCGCCGAACUAAAAUACUGUUAUAUUGUUAAAGAUUCGAAGAAUAUAUAUUAUCUAUACGUAUAUUUUAAUCAUAUAUUAACUAAUUAAGGAUGAAAACUAAUCAAAAACUGUGAUAGGUUUUGAUAAAAUUUUAAAAUAAAAACGAACGAAACGAGGUGCGACGUGAGUCGUAGCGCAGGCCUUCUACGUCUCGUCUACGUAGGCUACGACGGCCACGGCGGCUACGCAGCCACGGCCACGGCCACGGGGCUAGGUUAGGUUUUGAGAUACGUUUUAAAGCGAGCUAGCACGAGGGACGGAUUACGAUCUAGGGAUUCAGCACACAAAGCGGAGGGAGAUGGGGAAAAUCGAUUCAGCUGUUCCGGGCACCCGGGAGGGGGUAG
Papilio xuthus (Asian swallowtail) is the source of this 2133-nucleotide messenger RNA. Its product is annotated as ELAV-like protein 2. Gene Ontology annotation, molecular function: RNA binding. The record is from RefSeq and is a predicted model, not a curated record. NCBI's taxonomy places the organism in Eukaryota, Metazoa, Arthropoda, Insecta, Lepidoptera, Papilionidae. Bases 83 to 1144 code for a protein of 353 amino acids. The transcript has a single exon. Gene Ontology annotation, cellular component: ribonucleoprotein complex.